UCUCUCCUCUCUCUCACUAUAAAAAAAACCCCAAAAACCUCCUUCUCUUCCAUUGGCUUAAAAUCCUCACCAUUUCUUUUUCUCAUUUUCUCUCUCCUCUUCAUCAAUGGCGGGCACUGAAAACCUAGACCAGCAGCUUCCCUGCGAUGGCGACGGAAACUGCAUGUUAUGCAAGAAGAAGCCAUCGGAAGGAGAGAAGAUUGUGUGUAAAACAUGCGUAACUCCAUGGCAUGUAGAAUGCCUUGUUUCUCCGCCGGAAUCUAUGGCUUCCGUCGCACAAUGGGAGUGUCCUGACUGUUCUCCGGCGGAAUACGCCGGAAAAUUAACUGCUCCGGUGAGUGUAACCGGCUCUUCCGGUGAACUUAUCGCGAAAAUUAGGGCGAUCGAAGGAGAUGCGACGCUUUCUGAACAAAGUAAGGCGAAGAAACGUCAGGAGUUGUUGAGUGGUUGUGGAUCCAUUACCGGUUCUUCCGCUGAAAGGAAAGAUGAUAAUGAAAUUCUGGAAAUUCUUGGUGAGAAUAUCAAAUGCUCUUUCUGUAUGCAACUCCCUGACCGCCCUGUCACUACUCCAUGCGGGCAUAACUUUUGCUUGAAAUGUUUCGAGAAAUGGGUGGGACAAGGUAAACGGACAUGCGCAAAGUGUAGGGAACAGAUUCCUGCCAAAAUGGCUAGCCAACCCAGAAUCAACUCUUCUCUUGUUUUUGCCAUCAGAAUGGCAAGGACCUCAAAAGCUACUAAAGUUGAGGCUCCUCGAGUAUUUCAAUUUAUGCACAAUGAGGAUCUUCCUGAUCAAGCAUUUACAACUGAGAGGGCUAAAAAGGCAGGCAAAGCUAACGCUAGAAGUGGAAGGAUAUUUGUCACCAUCCCACACGAUCAUCUUGGACCUAUUACUGCCGAGUAUGAUCCAGUGCGGAACAUGGGUGUGCUUGUUGGUGACUGUUGGGAAGAUCGCCUGGCGUGUAGACAGUGGGGUGCUCAUUUCCCACAUGUUAGUGGUAUUGCUGGACAGUCUAAUUUUGGGGCACAAUCAGUAGUUCUUUCUGGAGGAUAUGAAGAUGAUGAAGAUCAUGGAGAGUGGUUCCUUUAUACUGGAAGUGGGGGUCGUGACUUGAGUGGAAAUAAGCGUACAAACAAGUUACAAUCAUCUGAUCAGAAGUUUACAAGUGCAAAUGAGGCACUUAGGACGAGCUGCAGAAAAGGAUAUCCUGUUCGUGUUGUAAGAUCCCACAAAGAGAAGCGCUCUAAUUAUGCACCAGAAAGUGGGGUUCGGUAUGAUGGUAUAUAUAGAAUCGAGAAGUGCUGGAUAAAGCAAGGAACACAGGGCUUUAAGGUCUGCAGAUAUUUAUUUGUUAGAUGCGACAACAGUCCUGCACCAUGGACAAGUGAUGAGCAUGGUGACCGACCAAGAGCAUCGCCAGAUGUUCCAGAGCUGAAGAAGGCUGUUCAGCUGUUUGAAAGGAAGGAAAGUUCUCACUGGGAUUUUGAUGUAGAUGAAGGAUGCUGGAAAUGGAAAAGGUCUCCACCACCUAGCAAAUUUUUGAAGGAAAAGGGAACUGGAGCUGCUCGUUCAAAGAAAAACUCCAAAGCAAAAAUUUUGAAGGAAUUUAGUUGCCAAAUUUGCCACAAGGUGUUGAAUCUGCCUAUUACAACUCCAUGCGCUCAUAACUUCUGCAAAUCUUGCUUGGAUGGCGCAUUUGAUGGUCAAAAGUUUGUAAGAGAGAGAAAUACUGGUGGACGGUCAAUGCGAACCCAAAAAACCGUCAUGAAAUGCCCUUCAUGCACGACAGACAUUUCCGAGUUUCUUCAGAAUGCACAGGUCAAUCGGGAGUUGAUGGGGGUGAUAGAAUCAUUAAUGCGCAAGUUCGAAGAGGAGGAGAAAGUAGAUGGUGCAGAGAGCUCAGAUGACGUCAAUGACAAUGAAGAGAGUCUGUCUGAAGGUGCAGAAAUCAGCACCUCUGAUACUGAAGAGACUGAAAGCAGCAAAUUGGCCAAGGAGGAAACUGAUGCGGCAAUGGAGAAGCCUAAAAGUGAGAAUGCGAAAGUUGAAGAAUCAGGCUGUGAGGAUCCAACGGAAGUGAAGGUUGAGCCUUCACCUGCUAAAAAGAGAGGACGUCCAAAGAAAGUGACUGAAAGCAGCAAAUCUGACAAGGAGGAAACUGACGUGGCCAUGGAGGAACCCGAUACUGAAGAGACUGAAAGCAGCAAAUUGGCCAAGGAGGAAACUGAUGCGGCAAUGGAGAAGCCUAAAAGUGAGAAUGCGAAAGUUGAAGAAUCAGGCUGUGAGGAUCCAACGGAAGUGAAGGUUGAGCCUUCACCUGCUAAAAAGAGAGGACGUCCAAAGAAAGUGACUGAAAGCAGCAAAUCUGACAAGGAGGAAACUGACGUGGCCAUGGAGGAACCCGAAGGCAUGAAUGAAAACCUUGAACAAUCCGGCUGUGAGGCCCCAAAUGAAGUGAAGGUUGAGCCUUCUGCUGCUAAAAAGAGAGGUCGUCCAAAGAAAGUGAUUGUUAGCAGCAAAUCUGCCAAGGAGGAAAAUAAUGUGACAAUGGAUAAACCUGAUGGUGAGAAUGGAAAUGUUGAAGAAUCUGAUUGUGAGGACCCAAAUGAAGUGAAGGUUGAGCCUUCACCUGCUAGAAGAAGAGGUCGUCCAAAGAAGAGUGCUGGUGCUGGUUCUGGUGCUGUGGUUAAUACAAGAGGAAGGAAAUCUCGCAGGGUGGCUGAUGAUGGAAAUGUUUCACCAUCUAGUCCUCUUCAUGUUCGCUCAGAUCACGAGCUAGAGUGAUUCUCAAUCCUUGGUAAGAGGUGUAAUGUUGUAAUAUGGCACUGCGUUAAGGAGCACAGUUUGAUCCUCUUGCCUGCAACACAGUUUUUUUUUGUAAAGGUCAAGUAUUUUACCCCACAGUUGCAACCACAGUCUAGCUUAUAGAGCUAGUUGCAACACAUUUUGUACUUCCAUAGUUGCAAUGCGUUUUCUUAGGGGUGUGUUGCAUUUUGAUGUAGUCAGCCUCUGAACAGUUCUUGCAGAUUAAAGUUUGGAAGGGUUAUCUAUUAAAUGUCAUUCAAUUCAACAUGUA
Molecule: messenger RNA, 3074 nt
Organism: Beta vulgaris subsp. vulgaris (sugar beet)
Lineage: Eukaryota; Viridiplantae; Streptophyta; Magnoliopsida; Caryophyllales; Amaranthaceae
Product: E3 ubiquitin-protein ligase ORTHRUS 2
Exons: 9
Coding region: 107-2782 (891 amino acids)
Biological process (GO): protein ubiquitination; negative regulation of gene expression via chromosomal CpG island methylation
Molecular function (GO): ubiquitin protein ligase activity; metal ion binding; DNA binding
Source: RefSeq, a predicted model, not a curated record